Molecule: messenger RNA, 615 nt
Organism: Iphiclides podalirius (scarce swallowtail)
Lineage: Eukaryota; Metazoa; Arthropoda; Insecta; Lepidoptera; Papilionidae
Source: the annotation of a GenBank genome assembly
AUGUCACCCGCUCUGAUUGUUAUGCUAUCGGGGAUGAUAGUGGCAGCGUCUUGUGGACGCCUGGAACCCCAGUAUCUGCCACCUCGUCCAGGCGGUGGAUUCGGUGCCGGUGCUGGCAGCGGAGCUGGCGGGGCGGGCAGUGGAGUAUUCGGCGGAUCCGGCGGAUCUGGCGGGGCGGGCGGAUCCGGCGGAUCGUUCGGCGGAUCUUACAGCGGAUCCAGCUCGUACGGCGGAAACAGCGGCCCGAACGUCCCCAUUCUGAGAUACGAGAACGAAAACAAUGGAGACGGAACCUACCGCUUCAGCUACGAGACUGGUAACGGCAUAUCCGCGCAAGAGAGCGGUGCCCCGCGCGCCCAGGGCCCUGAGGGACCCGCUGUGACGGCCGAGGGUGGAUUCUCAUACCGCGCUCCCGACGGCCAACAGAUAUCCCUCUCCUACACCGCCGACGAGAACGGCUUCCACCCAGUUGGAUCCCACCUCCCCACUCCACCCCCCAUCCCGGAAGAGAUCCUCCGCUCGAUUGAAUUCAACAGACGCAACCCGUCCUCUGAAGGUGCGUACAACCCAGGCGCAGGUUCGGGAGGCAACGGCGGCUCCAACGGCUACCACUAC